Messenger RNA from Oncorhynchus tshawytscha (Chinook salmon), 2916 nucleotides. RefSeq lists its product as uncharacterized. Bases 946 to 1551 code for a protein of 201 amino acids. The record is from RefSeq and is a predicted model, not a curated record. The transcript has 11 exons. Lineage: Eukaryota; Metazoa; Chordata; Actinopteri; Salmoniformes; Salmonidae.
UCUGAAGAAGGAGGCAGGGGAGAGCAGGCAGGCCCAGCUCAGUGCUCAGCAGGAGGCCAACACACACCAGCAGAGGGCUCAGCAGCUGGAGGCAGAGCUGACCAACACCAAGGACACACUCAGGACUCUACAGCAACAGCUGCAGGAGCAGGCUGAUGCCAGCCAGGCACUGCGGGCAUAGCAGUCCCAGUAGCAGGCCAGUCAGCAGUAGCUGCAGGAGAGGGGGCAGGGAGAGAGAGGGUCGACUGGAGUCAGAGAAAAAAUAGCUCAGAACCAGCAUGGAAGCAGCUCACAGCCAGCUGAGGGAGCGGGAGAGGACUGUGGGGUGCCUGUAGGAGCGUGUGGUAGAGCUGCAGAGCACCACCCAGAGGCUGCGGGAGGAACAGACAGCCUGCCAGGCUCAGCUGCAGCAGUGAAGGAGGGAGCUGGAGAGCAGGGAGGGCCAGAGACACAGCCAAGAGAUGAGCGUCUUUCAGGAGACGGUGUGCAGGCUGAGGGAGUGUGUAGAGGAGGCCCAGGCCAGCAGCAGGCACGGGACCAGGGACACAGCAGCAGCACAACACAGCCUCAGAGAUCUGAGACUGGAGCUGGCCUCCACCCAGGCUUCAUGGAGCUGGUGCGUGCCCUGCUUACACACAGCUGGCUGAGCAGAGUGGUGAGGCUGCAGGUCUACGUAGUGAGCUGUCCCGCCUGCAGCAGAGGAGCUCCCAGCUGUCAGAGGAGAGAGGGGGCCAGGAGGAGAGGACCAGGCAGCUGGCUGCAGAGCUCCACAGACUACGCACUGCCAGCAGACACUGGAUGAGACUCGGUCCUGUGAGGGCAGGCUGGCAGAGCUGAGUGCCCAGCUGGGGAGGUCUCAGUGCUGGGGCCAGGAGAAGCUGGUAGCCCUGGAGAAGGAGGUGGUGCUGAUUAAGGUGGAGAUGGCUUCUCUCAGGGAGAACUACCAUGCCAAGGUGCCCCAGGUGGAGGCCUUACACUCACAGCACGAUUCCAUGGAGCACAAGUACAGCACAGCAGCUAAUGAGUCUCUGGGUAAUGCUCGUUCAGACAGUUCUCUUCUACACAGGGAGAGUGAGCUGGUGGGAACCAACGUCAACCAGUGGGUGGAGCAGAAGCAAGGGUCUGCAGGGGGAGAUGAAGAGGCUGAAGGCUGAGCUAGAAGAGAGCAGGAUUGAAGCCGAGAGGUUCAGGUAUCAGGCCUCUCAAGCCAGUAUGAGUGGCCAGCGCAGUGCCCUGACCAGACCUUCCGUCCAGCUGCUCCACAUAAAAUCUGCUCUGACUGCGAUAGGAGCCUUGAGUGGCCAGAGAGACAACCUGUGGAGGAGGAGCUCUGGCUGCCAACCUGCAUCUGCAUUAGCCCCAGACUCAGCCUGUGUCUGCCUGGCAGGGAGGGGGGCCACGUUUGCUGCUGAGGUGUCCAGAAGAGUGGCCCUUAGGACCCUGGAGCGCAGACCCCUGCCAUGUGGCCACCACCGCUGGAGCAGACCCGCUCUCUCAGCUGGGACAAGCCACACCCUACACAUCUCAGGGAGGGACACUGGUGGGGGAUAGUAUGAACCAGUGAGAAGGGAAAUACAGGUAGUUAUGACUCAAGAGAAUACAGCACACAAAUAUUUAUGAUUUUGUAGCUUGAUAGAUAUGAAUAAAUUAUUGUAUUAUAUUUAAUGACAAUACUAAACUUUAAUAAUUUAAUUUCUUUGGUAUUUUCAGUAUAUAUUUUUUCAAAAUCUUUGUGGCACAAUAUUGUAAUAAUAAUAAUAUUGUAAUCUCUUACCAUUACUCCUUCAGCCCAGUUCUACAUUAUGAUUGUCUACUUAUUCACAACAGAUUCUGUUGAACACAGAUUCUGUGUUGUGAAUAAGUAGACAAUUACAAUCUUACCUGUACAGUAUCUGGGUCCUUCCACCAGUUCGGUGCCUUUUUAGAAGUGUAACUUGUGAUUUCACAAAAUGUUGACAUUCUGUCCUAAAGAGCACAUGUUCAACUUCAUAAAAAACACAUGUUGCCAUUCCAAUAGGUUACAUAAAAAAAGACUAUAGUUAGUGCCUAUUAAGUGCUAAAUAAAGUAUCAGGGUUGACGGUAUCAGGGUUGACGAUCUCGUUUUAAAUCAGCCAUAAAUCCUCUCGUGACAGGGGGAAUGGAAGCUUGUGUGCAACAGGGAGUGGCAAUUGAAACCCGUUAGUUUUCUAUCACAAAACAGAAAAUGGCCCAACAAGUUUUUACACUAUGAUUUGACUAUUUGAUGUUCAAUGUUUCUUUUGAAAAAUACAUUUUAAAUGAAUAGUUUCACCAUAUUAAAACUAGAGGGUUGACCUUAAAAUGAGGGACAGAUGUGAAUGAAUCACUAAUCAAAUGAAAUAAAUAUAAUCUUCAGAACUGACUUAAAAUAACUAGGGAUGUACAAUGGAGAAAUGUUUGGAUUACAUGGGUUGAAGUCUUCCUAGAAGUGACACAGGGUUGGCAGAGGGACAUGUCAAAAUGCUGAAUUUAGCAAGCCUUUAUUCAUAUUAAAAAUCAGAUUAAUUGAAUUCUCCAUGCCGUCUAUAUUAAAGGGCACUUCAUUGAGUAGAACAGGCUUUUAAAAUUAAUAUAUCAAAAGGCACUCUUCGUGGAACGACCCAUCUGACAAAUAUUUGUAUCUAUCCAUUCAGGGUUUUGAUUUACAUUUUUAUAGAAAUCUAGAAAGAAUUAGAAAAAAGUGUCCAGCCUUUUAUUGAGGUAUGAGAAAUAGUCCUGCUUAUUUCUGAGGUUGUCAAAUGAUUAAUUGAUGUCUAGAUCAAAGGACUAAACAUGUAUUGGGGGGGGAUUUCAUGGUUUCAGUCACCUAGAGCAAUACAUCCUUGAGUUCAUGUAAGUCCUAAUGAAUUGUGUAGGCAGAGAAGUCUUUGUGGCCAAAUAAAAGUCUUGUAAAGGCA